Messenger RNA from Lampris incognitus (smalleye Pacific opah), 840 nucleotides. Its product is annotated as kinesin-like protein KIF3C. Lineage: Eukaryota; Metazoa; Chordata; Actinopteri; Lampriformes; Lampridae. The record is from RefSeq and is a predicted model, not a curated record. The coding region runs from base 139 to 555 and encodes 138 amino acids. The transcript is spliced from 5 exons.
GAGAUCCAGGAUGUUAAUGAUGAGCAUGUGAGGAGCAGACAGGAGCUGGAGCAAACUCAGAAUGAGCUGACCAGAGAACUUAAGUUCAAGUAUCUGAUCAUAGAGAACUUCAUUCCUCCAGAGGAGAAGAAUAAAAUCAUGAACAGACUGACGUUCGACCCUGAGGAAGAUCAGUGGAAGUCCCAGCCUCUGGUCCCUGCCAAGAGUAAGUUCUCCCAGAUGAAGAAGAGGCCAGCGUCUGCAGUGGGGUACAAGCGACCUAUUAGCCAGUACGCCAUGCGGGCCAUAACCCAGGGAGCUCUUUCCAGAUACAGGGCUGAAAACAUCAUGUUCCUGGAGCUGGACAUGAGUUGGCCCUCUUCCGUCUCAGUGGACCGUUCGUCAGAAGGGGAGCCUAACCAAAGCCCCUCUCUGGACAACUCUCCCACCCAGGACAGGGCUGGACGCCUGCGCAAGUCCCGCUCCUGGUGCCAGGCCCCAAAGUCCAUCACGUCCUCCUCGUCCAACGUUUCCUUGGCUGUGUGCUACACCGCUGCAUCCACGGCAGCCCAGUGAGCAGCAGAGACCUAGGCUUUCUUCUUCUUCUCUGGGCUUCUUUAUCAUGGCUGUCGUCAGUAUUUAUUUGAUUCUUCCACCUUCUGUCUCUCGCUUCCCUCUGUCAGUCCCACUCUCUAUUUCUACUACUGAUUACUUUCCUUGUAUGUCCACGACUUUCUGGAGUCCUCCCAAAGACCUUUCAGUGAGGCCUGCUGCUGGGACUCGUACCCGCACAUCCACUUGCACUGCAGCCAGGCUGGUAGAAGAGCCGUUUGAUGAGUUAACGGGGUAAUAAGGAGUAAA